Benincasa hispida (wax gourd) is the source of this 1266-nucleotide messenger RNA. It is a transcript of the gene SYP43, whose product is annotated as syntaxin of plants 43. Gene Ontology annotation, molecular function: SNARE binding; SNAP receptor activity. NCBI's taxonomy places the organism in Eukaryota, Viridiplantae, Streptophyta, Magnoliopsida, Cucurbitales, Cucurbitaceae. Gene Ontology annotation, biological process: intracellular protein transport; vesicle-mediated transport; vesicle fusion. Gene Ontology annotation, cellular component: endomembrane system; membrane; SNARE complex. The record is from RefSeq and is a predicted model, not a curated record.
AUGGCGUCGAGGAACCGGACUUUGAUUUUUAGGAAAUACAGGGACGCGUUGAGGAGUGUGAGGGUUCCUACCAGCUCUUCGCCUGUUUCUGCAUCGCCAACGACUAGCUCUGCCGCUGGUGGCCCGGUGAUCGAAUUGGUUAGUUCGUCGUUGCUGCAUCCGAAUCGGUCGUACGCUCUCUUAAGUACCGAGGAUCCGGGUAAUUCAAGUAAGGGUGCUCUUACGGUGGGUCUACCUCCGGCUUGGGUGGAUGUAUCUGAAGAAAUAGCUGCAAAUGUGCAGCGUGCACAAGUGAAGAUGAUGGAGUUAGCUAAAGCUCAUGCAAAGGCUUUAAUGCCUUCAUUUGGAGAUGGUAAAGAGGAUCAACGAUUAAUUGAAUCUCUCACGCAGGAUAUAACUAAUUUAAUCAAGAAAUCAGAGAAAGGACUCAAGAGGCUCUCUGUAGCUGGACCUUCGGAAGAUUCCAAUAUCAGAAAAAAUGUUCAGCGAUCUCUUGCCACUGAUCUUCAGAACCUUUCCAUGGAGCUUCGCAAGAAACAGUCAACUUAUUUAAAGCGCCUACGGCAGCAAAAAGAGGAAGGUCAAGAUGGGAUUGAUAUAGAGAUGAAUCUAAAUGGAAAUAGAUCGAGAAUGGAGGACGAUGAUUUAGAACAUAUGGUAUUUAAUGAGCAUCAGAUGGCUAAGCUGCGAAAAAGUGAAGCAUUCACUGCCGAAAGAGAGAGAGAGAUCCAACAAGUUGUAGAAUCCGUGAAUGAGCUUGCUCAGAUCAUGAAGGAUCUAUCUGUACUUGUCAUAGACCAGGGUACUAUUAUUGAUAGAAUAGAUUACAAUAUUCAAAAUGUUGCGACGACUGUUGAUGAGGGCCUUAAGCAACUGCAGAAGGCAGACAGAACACAAAAACAAGGAGGGAUGGUGAUGUGCGCGUCUGUGCUCAUUAUCAUGUGCUUCGUCAUGUUGGUUCUUUUGAUCCUUAAAACCAUACUAUUUUGAUCCUCAAGCAUAUAAUUCCAGAUAAUGCAUAGUUACCUACAUUGUUCCCCGGAGACCUUUACACAAAAGUUCAUGGCGUUUCCAGGCCAAUCAGAAAUUCUUAAGCACAUAGGACUCAUUCCUGUUGGCGUUUCCCGGCCAGGGAAGGGGGAGGGAUUUAGCUUCUUGAAUUAUAGAGUUAUGGUGGUGGACGGUAUAUUUUGUAUAGAGAUUGAUUGAGCAUUGGAAACUUCCCAUUGAUAAUUCUUUUGAUUUUCACGAGUUUUUAUAGAAGAA